This is a messenger RNA of Acyrthosiphon pisum (pea aphid), 5389 nucleotides long. RefSeq lists its product as uncharacterized. NCBI's taxonomy places the organism in Eukaryota, Metazoa, Arthropoda, Insecta, Hemiptera, Aphididae. Gene Ontology annotation, cellular component: membrane. The record is from RefSeq and is a predicted model, not a curated record.
CGCGUCAGCCUUGCACCGGAUCCGGGUAACGCAGACCGCCGUCGGACGAAAGUGCGCCACUCGCAUUCUGAGGGCUGCUCUAAGACGCCAUGAUUUCGCCAAAAUGUUCGGUUGACGAAAAACUCGCACCCGUGGUUUCUGUGUAAGAACAUUAUGUAGUAUUACACAUUUGUAGAUGAGCCAUCAGAAUGACAGUCGCGGUAUUGGAUAAAUAUCAUUUGGCUAUUAGUGCCAUUGUUGUCGUGGCUAUGCAACUUUAUUUUUUCACUAUUGCUGUAACAUUUCAGUAUGAUAAAGUGGCUGAUUUUGCUGGUGGUAUAAGUUUCAUUUUAGUGGCUUUGCUAACAUAUGGAUUAGCUCAGGUAAAAUAUGCUCAAACACAUGAUAAUCGACAAUUUAUGGUAACAUUAUUUGUAUGUAUUUGGGGUGCCCGAUUAAGUUCUUAUUUAUUUUAUCGAAUAAUAAAAAUUGGAAGAGAUGCAACAUUUCCAGACAGACGUAGUAAUAUGAUUCGCUUUGCUGUGUUUUGGACAUUUCAAGCUAUUUGGGUGCUUGUUGUUAGCUUGCCUAUUAUUGUUAUCAAUGCACCCCAUAAUUCCAUAAAAACUGGAGCACCAAAAACCAUGACAACUUUGGACACUGUUGGCUGUUGUGUGUUCAUUUUUGGCUUCAUUAUUGAAACUUUUGCUGAUUUACAAAAGUAUGCCUUUAGAAGUGAAGAGACAAAUAAAGGAAAAUGGUGCGAUGACGGUCUAUGGAGUAUGUCUAGACAUCCUAAUUAUUUUGGAGAAAUAGUAUUAUGGUGGGGUGUUUUUAUUGUGUCAUUAAAUGUGAUUGAAGGUCCAGAGUAUAUAGUUGUUAUAUCUCCAAUUUUCACAACAUUUAUUAUACUCUUUCUCUCUGGUAUUCCACACUUAGAACGUGUUUCAGAUCAUAGAUUCAGAAACAAUGCUCAUUAUCAGCUGUACAAACGAUCCACUUCUCCAUUAAUACCUAUACCGCCGUCUCUUUAUAUUGAAGUGCCUGGUUUUAUUAAAAUGCUCUGUUGUUGUGAACUACCUUUAUAUAACUGGAUGAGAGCACAUCCCUCAGAUCCGCCAGAAGCAGCCCCAGCUCCAAAAUCAUCCUAGCAAAAAAAGGGAGCGGGUGUAACUAUGGUUCAGAUUACAGAUCGCUCCCAAGAAGGUCCGGUGUACUCGACAGCCACCACGUACGUCUAAAAUAUGAAAAGACUAUACAUUUUUAUUUGAUAAAGAUAAUUAUUUUAAAAAUAAUGCAUUUAGGCAAUAUGAACAUCAUCAAAUAGGUAAUUAUUAAUAAGUCAAUGUAUAAUGCCUAUUUCUUUUCAUGUAUUGUUUAGUUAUAUAUAUUAUUAGAAUAAAACCAAUGGAUUCAUAAUGGAGAAACAAUGAAUUCGUUGAUUAAAUUACCGUUAAAAAAUGUUAUUUUUAUUCCAAACUAAUUUUGUUUUGUUAGUUACUUAACAGUUUUUUAUAUGUAAGUGCAUGUUUCAUUAUUAAUAAUGGUGUAAUAUAAUAUUAAUGUGAUACAACAGUUCUUCUUCUAAUAUAGUGUUAGCUUAUAAAGAUACUUAUUCUACCAAGUAAGUUUGAAAUAUGCACUCCAACAAUGUUUUAAGGCAAGCAACAAUAAUUUUAAAAAAAAUUUUUAUUAUAGUUUUACAUUAAAACACUAGAUUAGUUAAAUUACCCCCGUAGUUUAAUACAUUUUAAUGACAUGGAACACAUCUAAAGAUAAAUUCAAACUACAAUAUUGUUUUUAAAUAUUUUCAUAGACUUAAAUAAGUUAACUAUACUCUUCACCAUAACAUAUAUUAUAUACUUAAUGAUUGAUCAAUUUAUUCAACUAUUAAAAUCUAUUCUAGCUUACAUUUUAUUCUCAUAAUUUUAAAUUUUAACUCUCCUGUAUAUUUGAAAAAAUAAACAUGAAUCUUAAUCUGAAAUAAAAUAAAUAAUUACAUUCAUUUAAAAUUUUAAAUGGAUCAAUACCAUUUCGUUUUUAGAUUUGUAUUUAUUUUUAGUUAUUGUUUAGAUUAGCCUGACUAAAAAAUAAUAGGUUUCUAAGUAUAAAAUCAUAAAUACUUUCAAGAUUCCACAGUUUAUACUUACUAACUAGUAUAUAUGUUAUUUUAAUAUAACUCAGUAAAUAUCUACUUCUCAGUAGCCAGGUAUAUAGAAAAAAAAAUCAGUUGCAUAAGAGACCAUAAGGCAUAUGACAUAAGUAUUCAUAUUAAAUAUAACAUUAUAGUCUAAUUUAAAGGCUUUAAUUUUAUAAAUUACUUCAUGAAAGUCUACCAAAAUAUUUAUUAUUAAAUCUGACUGUUUAUCUUGCUUAGGUAAGAUAUUCACCCAAUAAGAAAAGUUUUUUAUUAUGUAUAGUUUCUUUAAAAAAAAAGGUAUGUUUUAACGUUCACUACGUUAGAGUUAAGUGGCCUUAAUCAUAAAUAAUAAACAUUUAUAUGAUUAUAUUUAUCACCACGCAGCACUUAAAUAUAUAUUUUACAAUUAACGAGUAUACAACUUAAUGUUAUGACUUUUGCUAUUGGACAAUUUUACAGGUUAAUCAUUUGGUUUAAAAUAAUUAUAGUCCUGUUAAUUGUUAAUAAGUUAACUCCUACUUAUUAUCAAGUUGCCCAUGUCAACAUUUCUAGACUAGGCCCUUACUUGCUUUUAAAAAUGAAAAACAGUCAUAUCUUAUUAUAACUCUAAAAAAUAUUGUUUUCUCACAAGUCAGAGUUAAUAAUUAUCAGUUAUACAUACAUAGGUAUCUCAUUUUACACUGGUUGGGUUUCUCGCAUAUGUACUCGUAAUUCAAAUUCUCUAAACUCAAAACAUUAAAGACAUUAUGUAUUGUUAUAAUAUUAAAACAAAUAAUAUAAUAUAUGUAUAUUACAGAUUAUAGUGGGAAUAACGUAAACUCGGGGCGACUGCUCGUACAAAUGUAAUAAGACAUAAUAAUUAAUCAUCAAAAAAUAUAUAAAACAAUGAGUUAAUUUGUAUUUUUUUUUUUCUGCAAUUUUGGAGUUGUUUUUGGUAACAAAUUGAAUCAAUUUGGUAUUUGGGGAGUCAAAAUUAUCAAAUUCCUAGAAACUUUUCAAAUAAAUCUGGAAAAACUAAAAAAAAUAAAAUAUUCUUAGAAUAUUGGAAACGGGCUCAAUGUCUCCACUCAGAAUCGUUUUACAUUAUAUGUGAUGGUUCAUCAUAUUCAUUGAAUUAAAAUUUAACACUUCUGCUACAGUAUACAGAGGCACUCAAUGACAAGAGUACAAUAGAAACUUACUAUACAGCAGAGUGACGACCAUAGUUUCUUAACUUUGAUUCAUACAUUAUAAUAAAUUAAUGUAUAUAAAGAAUGCUAGAGUUUGAAACAUUUAAUACUUAUACUUAAAUUUAGAUAAAUUUGUGGAAUAUGAUUGGUUGAUUUUCUUUGAGUCUCAUAUUUAUUAUUGUUUUAUUAAGAUUUGAUACUCGUAUACCUAAAUUUUAUUAUUUCAUUUUAAUUAUUCGCACAACUACACAUUAAUGAUUAAUAACAAUAUUUUUUUAUAAUAAUAUUAAUUUUUAGUACUCUUAAUGCUAUUUAUACUAUUGAACUCUUCUUUAAGAGGACGCCACACCCGCAUUUGUUGCAUCCGUGUGGUACGAGUGCAUAACAUAGUAAAAUUACACUCUGCAGAUCACGUUUAGCUCAGUUAGUUUAAAAAUAAGAGUGAAUUAACCUAUUAUGAAUCUUGAUAGACAUAUUAGAAUAUUAUCUGUGUUACUUUUUAUUAUUCAGUUUUUAAGUGAGUUAUGAGCAUUUUAAGUUUAGACUAUAUUCAAAACUCGCUAAAAAUUGAAUUAUUGUAAAAAACCAUCAUACGAACACUGAUAAUGUUAUUAUUAUCAAGUUUCUAAAUAGGUCGAUUCACUCUAGUUUUUAAAAUAACGGAGCUAAACUUGAUCUGCUUUUAAAUUUGCUAUGUUACGCAUUUGUAAGAAGGAGACAACACAUGCCGGGGUGGCGUCCUCUGAAUAAUGUUAUUAAUAAUUAUUUAUAAUUUUAGCUAACCUAUUUAAAGGCCUAAUUAAGUUGAAUUUGAAUUUUUUAAAUUAUUUUGUUGAAUUUUCAAAAUAUUAAUAUUUAAUCUAUUAUAAGUAUCUGCUAAAAAAUCUGCAAAAUGCAAAUAUGUGUACAUUUAGUAGUAUAUUUAUUUUAUAAUCUUAUUGGCCAAUCGAGUUAAUUUUGUAGGUAUUUACUAUAAAUAAUGUAAUAGUAUCAAUAAUUUCCAAAGAUUAUAAAUAGCUCAAAAUGAAUUGUUUAGCUAUAAUAAUUUAAUUAUGUUUGAAGAGUUGCAUAUAAUUUGUGAUAUUAGAAUUAUUUCUUGAUCUGUGAUUACUUGAAUAUUUCCUGUACAAUUAUUUUAGAUACUUUUGAGAGCUUUCAAUAGUAUAUAAUUUACCAUAUUAUAUUAUAAUAUAUUACAUACAUAAAUAAAUUAUAAUAAUUGUUUAGCCAAAUUUAUCAUAUAUUAUUUUAACUCCUUAUCUGGAGCAUCCCAAAAUAAGUCAAAUGAUUUUUAUGUGCAUUUUGUCUACAGGGAAUAUUGAUGAAUAUUGAUGAAUGGCGUUAAGAUUAAAUGAAUUAUUAAUAAACAUAAUUUUAUUUACUUUUUGUUUAAAUAGUAAAGUAAAACUUUUUUACUAAUAUUUGGCCUAUCCUACAAUUUAUGUAUAUUUUCAUUUAACUAUUUAAACUUAAAUUUUCUUAUGACACCAUAUGCAUAUAUUGCACCAUAUAUUUUCAUUAUAGUAAGAGUGUGCAAACUUUUUAAAUAAUAACUUUAUUUUCCUUUUCACUAUUUAGGAAAUAAAAAUAGUAACAAACUAAUUCUAAUACAUUUUGAGUCAUAUCUUAGUUAUAUUACUAUUUACUAGGUAUUAUACAUUUAAUGUAUUGAAAAAUAUAGUUUUAAUAUUAAUAAUAUUGAUAUAUCUUUAUCUAUUAUUGAUAACUGUUAUUGCCUAUUCAAUAUGCAAGUAUGUAUUAUGUUCUCAUAAUAUAAAAUAAUAGAUAUUAUAUUCAUUUGUUAUUUAUCUCUGUAAUAAUAGAAAAUAGUUGUGUAAUAUGUAAUUACUAAUUAUUAAUUUUUUCAUACUCUUGGUUGUAAACUAUGAUUGUAUAGUUAAAGAUUUAAAAAAUUGUUUUCUUAUAAAUAUUAUUUUAAUCUUAACUGUUAAAUUGAAUAUUGUUUGUAAUUUGUAUUAUUAUAGGUAUUUAAAAUAUUAUUUAAUUCUUAUUUUACAUUUCAUACUUUCAUGUUUACUGUACUAAUCAAACCAAAUUUGAAAAAACUCAAUAAAUUGAAAUAAAUGAAAAUAUGAAAUCA